Syngnathus acus (greater pipefish) is the source of this 1677-nucleotide messenger RNA. It is a transcript of the gene lysmd3, whose product is annotated as LysM, putative peptidoglycan-binding, domain containing 3. The transcript is spliced from 3 exons. Bases 125 to 1057 code for a protein of 310 amino acids. The record is from RefSeq and is a predicted model, not a curated record. NCBI's taxonomy places the organism in Eukaryota, Metazoa, Chordata, Actinopteri, Syngnathiformes, Syngnathidae. Gene Ontology annotation, cellular component: Golgi apparatus. Gene Ontology annotation, biological process: Golgi organization.
CGGCGGUAGCAGCGCAACAGUAGCUAGCAUGUGUCGAAGGUAUGCAAGGGAAAGGUGAGACUGAGGAUUACCACUCGUAAUCAUGGAUUUAACCGACUGAUCGGUGUUCACCUAUUCAGUGAAAAUGACUAGUCGAGGUCAGCACUAUGGCUUCCAGUCGGCCACGGUGGUUCAACCCUCCAAUGGAGGUCACGCCUACCUGUUCGGGACCACCGGUUCCGAGAAUGAACAGUCCGAGGAGGAUGGCGAGCUGCGGCCGCGUGGCAGGGAGAGGAAUCGGAGGAGCACCUCCAAGGAGAGGAUGGAUGACAUUGUCUACCUGACCAGAGACAUCCAGGAGGGGGACACCCUGAACAGCAUCGCCUUGCAAUAUCAUUGCUCAGUGGCCGAUUUAAAGCGCUCAAACAACCUCCUGACCGAGCAAGACUUUUUCGCCCUGCGAUCUGUGAAGAUCCCCGUCAAGCGCUUCAGCAUGCUGACGGAAACUCACAACACUGGACCCCACAAAGCCGCCUCUCCCGCCGAAUCCCGACGCCCGACCCAGAUCUCGGCCGGCACUGCCCUCCAUAUCGAGUCGUCUACGGACUCCUCCUCCACGGACAGCGUGGAAGGCUUUCUCAUGGAGAAGGACAAGGACAUCGAGCAACUAGUGAAAUCAACGGGGCCGUCCAGGAGCGGCCUCAACGAGGUUGUGUCCUCGUUGACGCUCCAGAUGAAGCCGGGGAAAACCGAGUACAAACUGACGGCAAAAAAGGACCCUUAUUACGGAGCCGACUGGGGCAUGAGGUGGUGGACGGCGGUGGUCAUCAUGCUGGUGGUUGGCAUCAUCACGCCCGUUUUCUACCUACUGUACUAUGAAGUUCUAAUGAAAGCUGAAGCGGGCCACCACGAGAGCCCCGCGGAUGUUCCCGGCCACGUGCUUUACACACACGACCACGAUCACGUUCACCUAGAUCGGAGUCACGCCGGAGCCGGAGCCUCGCAAAAUGCUGGAGACGUGCCUCACCAAGCCCCGCAAGGACUCAAAUUAAACAGCGCACCGCGUGGAAAGACAUGACAAAAGUGAUUUUCACUAUGACACAGUGCAAUCUUGAGAGGGAAAGUCACUUUUAUACGUUUAUUAAUUUAAAUGUUUCCAUGCUGCUGCCUUGUCGUCUUUUCAAGUACCGACAACCAUGUACAUUUCCGCGACACUGAUGAGUUUCGAAAAGUUUGAAUUUAGCAUCGACACCCAAUUUGAAACCGUUCCCCGUUGUCUUAACGUGUGUGACAAGCUUUUGUCAGCCUACAGUUUAGCCAAUGGCCAGGCCUCCUUUUUGUUACCGUGACGACCAGGGGCUCGGUCUGAGCCUUGCAACAACAUUGGCUUUUAUGUGUGGGAGCAGAUCCCAGAGUGGAGCAAAAAAAAGGAGAGCCUGGAGAGACCAUGAAAGUAUUUUCAUUCAUAAAUGCAGAUCUUCACCGCGUUUGUGAAUGAACAGCUUCAAUGAAUUUUCCAAUCGUACGUUUGUUCAAUGCCGCAUAAUGCAUCAUUUGGCAAAAAUGAUUGUGGGAAAUUUGGAUUUAAUUUCAGGAUUUAAGCCAAUUGUACACUAAUGGUAUUAAAAAAUCUUAAAUUACCUUUCUAGAUGUCUUCGCCUUUAGAUGGCCUGAAGAGUACUGCGUUUAAAAAAAAAC